Messenger RNA from Papaver somniferum (opium poppy), 1134 nucleotides. RefSeq lists its product as uncharacterized. The transcript is spliced from 4 exons. Lineage: Eukaryota; Viridiplantae; Streptophyta; Magnoliopsida; Ranunculales; Papaveraceae. The coding region runs from base 205 to 507 and encodes 100 amino acids. The record is from RefSeq and is a predicted model, not a curated record.
UUUACAAAACCGUAAACUCCCCAUUUCUCUCCUUCACGUCUGCCCAACUUCCUUGCAGUUUCAUAACUACUCUCGGAAGAAAAAUAAAAAACCAAAUUCAUUGUCUCCUCCUUUUGUAAAUCUUCGCUGUCAUCUUCAUCAUCGUCAAUUGAUAAUCAACAAUUUUAGAUUUUAAUAGAGUAAACAGUAAAUCAGAAGUUUUAAAUGGGAAAGAAAAAGCCUAGAAAAAAUGCGAAAGAAACCGAGUGCGAUUCAGAAGAAGCAGAAACAACGAAUCGAGUAACAAAUGCAAGGAUAGGAAGUAGCAAAGAAAUUGAAUGUGAUUCAGAUCAAGAUCAAACUGAGAAUCAAGUAAAAAAAUCAAGAAAAGGAGCAGUAAAUCAGAAGAAAUCGGAUGAAUGUGAUGAAGAAGAAGUAUCAUCUGGAAAUAGGCCGUAUAGAGCAGGUUUUUCUGCUUUGUCGGCUUUAGUGAGGGAUAUGAAUGAAAAAAAUUUUGAAGUUGAGUAAAGAACAAUUGGAUGUAGUUAGGGAAUCUCCCUUUGGUGACUUGUACAUAAUGUUCUUGGAAAAUGAAUACGGUGCAUCCCACUGGAACAAAACUGAUAAAGCCUUCACGAAGUUCUUGAGGUGCUUCAAAGGAGCGACAAAACAUGAAAUCAAGUUUAAGUUUGUUCGAAAUGGUGAAAAAUACAUAAUCACGUCCACGCCACAAGAGCUGGGUCUCAUUCUUGGAAUGCCAUGCAUUGAAGGGAGAAAACGUGCAACAAAAGAGGCGAUGUAUGGUGGUUGCUUUAGAGAAUCUGAAUUUUACCGUAGGAUAUUUGGUAAAGCUAAAUCUGCAACAAAGGCACUGAUACGAGAGGCAAUCUACCGAUUUGUAGAAGCUAAUGGAGCAAAUGAAAUGGAACCGUCUACUAGAAGGAGGGAUAAUGAAGACUUGGCGAUGCUUAUCGGUUUGUACAUGUGCAACACUAUCUUUUGUACAACGAAAGAUGCAAUUACAAUAAAGGAGAAGUAUCUGGUUUAGUGGAUAAUUUUGAAAGAUGUAAGGGCACACUUGAUCCAUGCACAUUUGGCCAGACGCAUCAACAAAAGUUUCAAAAACCAAAAAACAUUACUGGAUGUGUUUUUUAU